This is a messenger RNA of Closterium sp. Yama58-4, 663 nucleotides long. NCBI's taxonomy places the organism in Eukaryota, Viridiplantae, Streptophyta, Zygnematophyceae, Desmidiales, Closteriaceae. The record is from the annotation of a GenBank genome assembly.
AUGAGGGGAAGGGGUUUUGGAAGGGGUGGGAAUGGUAGAAGAUAUGGCUGCCGCGCGGCGGACGCGGCGGCGCUGGUGAAUCAGACGGAGGCGCUGUGCGCGGCGUGUCUGCGCGGCGCGCUGCUGGGGAAGUUCAAGUCGGCCGCGAAUGGCGGCAAGCUGGUCGCCAAGGACGAUCACGUGCUGCUCGCCUUCUCCGGCGGCGCCGCCUCCAGGUGCGCGCUCGACUUUCUUCUCGCCAUACAGUCACCCCUCCUUCACUCACAAGGCGCCGCACCGCUCGGCGCGCAAGGGGCGGCGGCGAGGGGGCGCAUUCCGUUCCGCCUCUCCGUUGCCUACGUGGACGAGCGCGUGGCGGUGGGGAAUGACCUUCUGCCACGUGGCACUGCUGAUAAGCUGGCAUGCGAGUUGCGGGAGAUCGUGAGGGACGCUGUUGCGGCGCACAGGGGCGCACGCGACUACAAGGGAAGGGAGAACGGGGAGGGCGGACGGGGGGAGGUGGAGGGAGGGGGAUGGGGAGCAGGUGCAGGAGGAGCAGGGGGGAUGGCGGGGCUGCCAGAGGCGUUUUUGGCUCGGGGCAGGGCGGGCAGCGGCAGUUAUGCUCAGUGGCUCAGGCAGUGCGAGAGGAGCAUCAUUGCAGACUGCCUGCUGGAGGGCGACUGA